This is a messenger RNA of Mycena indigotica, 1194 nucleotides long. RefSeq lists its product as uncharacterized. The coding region runs from base 1 to 1194 and encodes 397 amino acids. Lineage: Eukaryota; Fungi; Basidiomycota; Agaricomycetes; Agaricales; Mycenaceae. The record is from RefSeq and is a predicted model, not a curated record. The transcript has 3 exons.
AUGCGUGGGGUACCGGUGAUGAUACAAGGAGCGACUAGGCACAAUGACGCACCCUAUAGCACGGUGCUCGUCACAUAUUUCCCGCUCUCGUCGUGCGCUCCCUCCGCAGAGGCAACGACGAAACUCCUCCAACUCUUUGCCUCCCGAUCGGGAUCGCUGACAACACCCCUGCUUCGGCGGGAUGCUGACGGCGAAUACGGCGGACCAAUACUUCUCGGACGGCAGACUUCUUGCUCGCCCCGCAAUCUUUACAUCUGGGAUUCAAACCGGUCGGGCCGUCAUUCCGCGACGGGCCCGCCAGCGCUUAGCAAGCGGUCCAACGCAUUGUUGCGGACCAGGCGUCACUCGACACCUAUAAACUAUGCCACCGUGACAUCACAGUCAACAAUGGGGCUCUCCUCUUUCCAGCGCGUGCCACUCGAAGUCGUUGAACGCAUUGCGAACUAUACCAUCGAUUCCGUCCCUCACGUCCGCUUCAGCUCGCUGCUGGCGCUCAUCAAAGCCAGCCGCGUCUGUCAUGCCGCCGGCACGCGCACUCUGUACCGUGCCAUCUACAUUGGGGCUUAUACCCCCGCCCCAAUCCUCGAAACACUCGCAGCCAACGUUGACUAUGCCAGACGAGUGCGCUCAGUUUGGUUCUUCGCGCCGCAGCGCGAUGUCGUUCCCGGGCACGGCGACGAUUUCGAAAAACGUCUUCUCGAGGCCUUUGCGAAGCUCACCCUCGUCCGCACGCUCCACGUGGCACACGGCUGCGAUGACCUGCUUCUUGGACUCGCCACCAUACGGUUCCCCCUCCUCCGCGCUGUUCAUCUCGACAAGUUCGGUCCCCGCGCGGCCGCAUUCAUAGCUCUUCACACGCAACUCGAGACGUUAGAUGCGGAUUACACGCCGCGACACCCCCAGGAUCUUCCUCUCCCCUUCCUUGCCAAUCUUAGCGUCUUCCGCGGGGCGUGUUCGCUCGCGGCCCGCAUUUGUCAACCCACGCAGCCGCUGACGCGUCUUCGACUCACCGAAGAGGAUGACAGGCAUGGCGCCUCUCGCGUAUUCGCCUCGUUCGACGCUGUGUCCACCCUCCGGGCUGUCGAAAUCGACUGGUUUUCAUGGCACCAUGGCCUGAUGGAUGCGCUUUCACCACCAGAUGACGGAGGGUCUUUUAAAAAAACGUGUUCCUACUACCACCGCCAUCAUUUUUAA